Racocetra fulgida is the source of this 880-nucleotide messenger RNA. Lineage: Eukaryota; Fungi; Glomeromycota; Glomeromycetes; Diversisporales; Gigasporaceae. The record is from the annotation of a GenBank genome assembly.
AUGUCCGACCUUAUUCCUUAUAUAAUAUGGGAAAAGCAAGAAGGUUAUUUAUGUGCCCAACAUUGUAUUAAUUCCCUUCUUCAAGGUAAUUAUUUUAGUACUAUUUUCGUGGUCUUUCUAGGUAAAUUUCCUGAUUUAGGAUUUAUUCGUUCAACAGGAGAGUACUUUACAGCAGUCGAUUUGAGUGAAAUCGCUAAAAACUUGGAUCAGGCUGAACAGGCUGCCCUACAAGAGGGGAACGAACAGAUACCAACCGAAUUGUUAAGGGAAAAUGUAUCGACACAAAAGAGUCAAAACAUGGAUGAUUCUGAACUUGUACCAAUUGGUUCGGAAGAAGGCCGUGCUUCAAAGGAGAUUCCAGAGUAUUUAAAACAAAUGCUUGUUUUCCUAUCUAUUUGUAAUACGGCUGAUGAAUACGCUAUAUCACACCCAGAUCCUAUUGUACAACUUUCGAAGGGUCAAAAUUCUUAUGACAGUGACUUAGAUAUGGCAAUUGCGGCAAGUCUUAAAAGCGCUGAAACAACCGGCCGAGCAGAGAAUUUAAAUAACAUCCAUCACCAAGAUCUUAAUUCAAAAAGCACAGCUAAUGAACUGUCCAUUGAUGAUUUGCGCGCGAAAAGGCUAGCAAAAUUCGAACAUAAGAAGAAUGGUACUUGUGACUUUGACCUCAUACCGGUUGAAAAGUCCGUUCCAUAUAUUUCGAAAAAGAUUGGUUCAGGUGACUGGCUUGAAUUGGAGGAGAUUGAAUAUAUUGAUCCAAAGUUAAACGUUGCAAGGAAAUGGGAAGUGUGCCGAAGAAAAACGGAGUCUAAGCAUGACGUUGACGAAUCAAUCGAAGCAGCAGCGCUUCGUGAGCUUCGUGAAGAAACAGGCUAUACAG